AACAUGUUAUAAUAAAAUAAGUAAUAUAAAUAUCAUAAUGAUUAGCAGCAUUGACUUGUGAUAGACGUAAAAAAUAAGAAAGGUAAUAUUACAAAUAGCAAAUAUUUGCUCAUCAUAAUGAUUAUAACAAAAGUCAUUUAAUUAAAACUUUUAUCAUUUGUUGAUAAAAAUAAUAAACUAAAAGUCAUAACAAAAACAAAAACAUUAUUUUGCCAUAAAAUGUGCGAAACUAACGCCAGUUUGCAUCCGUUCUCAUCGCCAGCCGCCUCCCAGUGCUCGACAUCCAAGUCCACACCCGUCCACUACCCGAACCUACCGGUGCCCUACACGACAAGUACUAUGCCGUCGGCCCCUAUGCCAGUGGGCGGCACCGGACAGGCGGAGAUGCCUACGUCUCAGGUCGAGCUGUCCAUAGCCUGUCGUAACCUCAUAAACGCUGACAUACUGUCCCGGAGUGACCCCCAGGUCAUUGUGUACAUGAAAAAUGACUGGCAGGACAGGUAUUUUGAGCUGGGUAGGACUGAGAUGAUCUUGGACAAUUUGAAUCCCGAUUUCGUGAAGCGUUUUCAAUUGUCGUAUAGCUUUGAAUGCGUACAGAGACUAAAAUUUGAGGUCUGGGAUAUCGAUCCGAAAAUUAAAUUAGGAAGUAUCGAGAUAUACGACACGAACAACGAUUUUUUGGGCCAUUUUGAGACUACGUUAGCGGAGAUCGUGGCCCAUCAGGGCCGCCAGUUCACGGCCCCCCUGUCCGGCGUAAAGGGGCGUAAAAAUUGCGGUCAAAUACUACUAGUGGUGGAAGAGGUGGCCGAAUGUAAACAAGUCAUACACAUGUCGUUCAAAGCGCAGGGACUGAAAAGGACCCGAUUUUGGUCACGACUGGACCCGUUCCUAGUGUUCGGUAGGGCUAACGAGGACAGCACGUGGACAGUCGUCCAUAAGACGGAAUGCCUGCACAAAAACUUUCGUAAUAAUAAGCAGUGGCAGCCUAUCGUACUGCGAGCUAGGACACUUUGCAACGGCGAUUACGACAGGGCUAUCCGUAUAGAGGUGUACGAUGAUCGGUUUAAUGGCCAGCAUAAGUUGGUGGGUAAUUGUUUCACGUCCCUGUCCAGGCUGGUGAAAGGUCCCGGUGCUGAGAACUGCUAUGAUAUAAUAAACCGAAAAAGGGCUCAACGAAGCCAUUCAUACCGUAAUUCCGGGCGAAUAGUGUUAAGCAAUGUAAGAGUGGAAGAGGAGCUCUCGUUCCUGGACUACAUCAGGGGUGGGACUCAACUGCACUUCGCGGUGGCCAUAGACCUCACGGCGUCCAAUGGCGACCCCCGCGACCCCAAUUCAUUGCAUUAUUUCGAUUUUCACGGAAAGCCUAAUUGCUAUGAAAUUGCGUUGAGAGCCGUGGGAGAUAUCAUUGCUGUCUAUAAUAGAAACGGCGUAUACCCAGCGUAUGGGUUCGGUGCCAAAAUCCCGCCCCUAAACACGGUAUCCCAUCAGUUCCCGAUCAACGGGAAUGCCACACAACCCUACUGUUCCGGGAUCGACGAGAUACUACGCCACUACCGGACCACCCUGUCAUCAGUCACCCUAUACGGGCCCACAAACUUCGCCCCCGUCAUCAACAACACGGCAUCCAUUGCCCGUCAGUACCAAACCGGACACAACUAUUUCGUGUUACUUAUCAUAACGGACGGCAUAAUCAGCGACAUGUACGCCACCAAAUCGGCUAUAGUGGCGGCGGCAUCCCUACCCCUGUCCAUCAUUAUCAUCGGCGUAGGGAAUGCCGACUUUGAGGCCAUGGACGAGCUGGACGGGGAUGACGUGCGGGUUAGUGUCGAUGGGAGGUAUGCCGAGCGAGAUAUCGUACAGUUUGUGCCCAUAAACAGGUUUAUAGCGAAAAACGGGCCCAGUAUUAGGUCGCAGGCAGAUUUGGCCAGGGAGGUGUUGUAUGAGAUACCGGAGCAGUUGACGGGGUAUAUGAAAAGUAGAGGCUUUAAGCCGGGUAACGCGAGUAGCGUGGGAUAAUUUUUACCUUGUUAUGUAAUAAUUUUUAUAUGUAUGGUAUUUGCUAUUAAUUAAUAUUAUACUUAUAAUAAAUUUGUGAUAAUUUCAUGUGUCAAAUUAUAGUUGUUUUUACUAAACUGUUCUAAUAUAUUAU
Messenger RNA from Oppiella nova, 2149 nucleotides. Lineage: Eukaryota; Metazoa; Arthropoda; Arachnida; Sarcoptiformes; Oppiidae. The record is from the annotation of a GenBank genome assembly.